This is a messenger RNA of Cicer arietinum (chickpea), 2297 nucleotides long. Its product is annotated as polygalacturonase 1 beta-like protein 1. The record is from RefSeq and is a predicted model, not a curated record. Lineage: Eukaryota; Viridiplantae; Streptophyta; Magnoliopsida; Fabales; Fabaceae.
AAAUUAGUGCAACAUAACCACCAACAUCCUCAACCCUCUCGAUCCCUUCAUUCUCUCUUCUCUCAAUGAAAAGAAACUAAAGAAACAGUGAAAAAAUCAACUACAGAUUAAUACAAUGCACAAACGCAACCUCUUUCUGUUUUAUAUCCUUCUCUCCACACUCACGGUUUUGGCAGUAGAAAAUGUAGAAAAGAAAAACCAAAACCCGUUCACUCCAAAGGCAUUCGUAAUUCGCUAUUGGGACAGAGUAAUCAAAAACAAUUUGCCAAAACCAUCCUUCAUCAUCUCAAAGGCUUCGCCGCUUAGCGCUUCCGACGCGGCGGCUUUCACAAAACAUGCUGCCGCCAACACACUAUCCACAAAGUUGCCUGAAUUCUGCUCCGCCGCACACCUCCUCUGUUUCCCGGAUGUAAAUCCCAGCCUCGCAAAACACACUAAGGACGCCAAAUUCGCAGUCUACAACGACGCUCAGAAUUUCACUAACUACGGAACCAAUAGACCCGGCGGAAUCGAUUCUUUCAAGAACUACUCCAACGAUUUUUCCAGUGAAGUUAACGAAUUCCGGCAAUAUAGCCGCAGCUCCGCUGGUCACAAAGAUAGCUUCACCAACUACGCUAUCGAAUCAAACGUGGUAGAUCAGAACUUCAACACUUACGGUACCGGCGCCGCCGGUGGCUCCGGCGAGUUCAAAGAAUACUCUAAAGACUCAAACGUCCCUAACCUACGAUUCACAACUUACUCCACCUCCACCGCUGGAAGAGAACAAAAGUUCUCAAGCUACAGCGAAGAUGGUAACGCUGGCGAUCAGAGUUUUGCUAACUACGGUAAAGACUCUGUCGGCGCCGUUAACGGUUUCGAUGCGUACGGAACGGACUCUAACGUUGCAUCGUCCGGUUUUUCUAGUUACGCGGGGGAACAAAGCACGAGUGAAAAUGACACGUUUACUAAUUACGGCGUUAACAUGAAUAAUCCAACGGAGAAUUUCAAAAACUACGGGAAAGGUAGUUUCGUUGCAAACGAAAAAUUCUCAAACUAUAGAGACCAAGCGAAUGUUGGUGCUGAUUCGUUUAGUUCCUACGGUAAAGAUUCACGAGGUGGGAUCCACGUUGAUUUUAACAACUAUGGAAAAUCAUUCAAUGAAGGAACCGACACAUUCAAAGGCUAUGCUAAAGGCGCUGAUUUAGAUCAUAAAGUUUCUUUCAAAGGUUACGGCGUUAAUAAUACUUUCAAAGAUUACGAUAAAAAAGGCAUUUCAUUUGCUGCUUACACUAAUGCUUCUUCAACUAACUCUGUUUCCGUUAGUGAUAGUUUGGUUAAAAAAUGGGUUCAACCGGGUAAGUUUUUCCGCGAAAUGAUGCUUAAGCAAGGGACGGUUAUGCCUAUGCCGGAUAUAAAGGAUAAAUUACCGAAAAGGUCGUUUUUACCGCGCACCAUUUUGACCAAAUUGCCCUUUUCAUCUUCUAAGUUGAAUGAGUUGAAGCAAGUUUUUAAGGUGUCAGAUAAUUCUUCCAUGGAGAAGAUGAUAGUUGACUCGUUGAGUGAGUGUGAGAGGGCUCCCAGUAAGGGUGAGAACAAGCGAUGUGUGGGUUCGCUUGAGGACAUGAUUGACUUUGCAACUUCUGUUUUGGGCCGCAAUGUGACGGUUCGGUCCACUGAGAAUGUAAAUGGGUCGGGUAAGAAUAUUAUGGUGGGUCGGGUUAAUGGGAUAAACGGUGGAAAAGUUACAAAAUCUGUGUGGUGUCACCAGAGCUUGUUUCCUUAUUUGUUAUACUAUUGUCACUCCGUUCCUAAGGUUCGAGUGUACGAAGCAGAUCUUUUGGACCCAGAGUCUAAGGUUAAGGUGAACCAUGGUGUUGCCAUUUGUCACUUGGAUACAACUACUUGGAGCCCCAGCCAUGGUGCAUUCAUGGCCCUUGGCUUUGGUCCUGGUCGGAUUGAAGUGUGCCAUUGGAUCUUUGAGAAUGACAUGACUUGGACUACUGCUGAUUGAAGGAGUAACUCAUAAAAUUGUAUCCUCCACCUUAAGUCAAUUUGUUUUUAAUUCUAGAAAUAAAUGGUUUUUCCUUUUGAAAAAAAUGUGUAUUAGUUCAACUAUGGAUCUAGUAUAAGCUUUGUCAUAUGGAAGUGUGUAUUAUUUAUGACUUCAUAAUGAAUGGAUUUGAGAAAAUCAUAGUUAAUUAAGCACAACACUGAAAACACAUAAGAAAAUGUGUGUUUAUAUGACUUUUAUAUCCAAAAGACAUAGUAAUGAAUAUUUCCAUUUCUUUUGAGAAAAAGAGAAAAUCCUUACCCUUCAC